Molecule: messenger RNA, 438 nt
Organism: Lactuca saligna
Lineage: Eukaryota; Viridiplantae; Streptophyta; Magnoliopsida; Asterales; Asteraceae
Source: the annotation of a GenBank genome assembly
AUGGUAUCGAAGGUACCCUUGGUGGCUGAUGGCGAUGAAGGUAUUGGUAGAUGGUCUCAAGGGUACGAAUGGUGGCUGAUGGAGAUUACGAAGGUGGUGGUAGGCGGCGACGACUGGCAUGAUGGAUUUUCUGCGAUGGUGGCAGUAAGUGGUUCGAUGGCGGUGUGUUUUUCGAUCUUAGAUUUAGAUUUGAGCAUAAUUUCUCUCAACAACAAAAUGUCUCUCAACUUCCUCAACCAUGUGGAAGAACAACAACACCUCCACCACCGUCGACCGCAUCCUUUCCACCACCAUACCAUCGGCGAUAGCCCAUCCAACGCGACAUCUCUUCCUCUGUUACAACCUCCGAUUACUACCACUAUUUUCGAUGACGACACUACCACCGCCAUCACCGUGGGGGUCUGCUACUGUCGUUACUUCUCAGGAAGAACGAACUAA